CUCUCGGUCUCUCCUCGUAGCCUCGUCGUUUUACCCUUGGAUGAAUGGGAGGCGUAGCCGGAAGGGGAAAGGUGGGAAACUUGUGUGGAACGCAUGGAGCACAUGCUGGUUCUGUUCUCGGCGCAUGGACUGUGCUUUCCUUGCCAAGAUGGUGCUAAGGGUACUAAGAGGACUAAGGGGAAGGUGCAGGACCCAACAGGGGGGAGAGGGGGGGAAGAAAGGAAGGAGCGACUGUGCAUCAAGUUACGAAAGAGAGCGAAAGAGAGAAAGUUUGUGCUGAAUACAUCAUCGCGAAGUUACAGAGAAUGGUAGGAGGAAUAAGAGGAAGACAAGAAGGAGGAGGAGUGCAGAUGCUCACAUCCUCUGCACCAAGGAAACGAAGAAUGA
This is a messenger RNA of Aaosphaeria arxii CBS 175.79, 387 nucleotides long. RefSeq lists its product as uncharacterized. The transcript has a single exon. The record is from RefSeq and is a predicted model, not a curated record. Bases 94 to 312 code for a protein of 72 amino acids. NCBI's taxonomy places the organism in Eukaryota, Fungi, Ascomycota, Dothideomycetes, Pleosporales.